Molecule: messenger RNA, 629 nt
Organism: Dermacentor silvarum
Lineage: Eukaryota; Metazoa; Arthropoda; Arachnida; Ixodida; Ixodidae
Gene: RpII15
Product: DNA-directed RNA polymerase II subunit RPB9
Exons: 5
Coding region: 146-535 (129 amino acids)
Biological process (GO): DNA-templated transcription; maintenance of transcriptional fidelity during transcription elongation by RNA polymerase II; transcription-coupled nucleotide-excision repair
Cellular component (GO): RNA polymerase II, core complex
Molecular function (GO): DNA-directed RNA polymerase activity; nucleic acid binding; zinc ion binding
Source: RefSeq, a predicted model, not a curated record
AUGUUCUGUGGUAGUAGCAUAGGAACCGUGGGUUACCGUGGAAGCCUGGUGGGUCUGUAAUAACAAUUCUGUGCGAUUUUACGUCGUUUAGCCGGUAGUUCAUUGAUACUGAGGGCAUCUGGUGCCGUACCAUCGGUGCGCAAGAAUGGGCAUCAACUUCGACGGCCCGGCCGACGAGGGACCCGGUUUCGUCGGCAUCAAGUUCUGUCAGGAAUGCAACAACAUGCUCUACCCGAAGGAGGACAAGGAGAACCGCGUCUUGCUGUACGCGUGCCGCAACUGUGAUUACCAGCAGGAGGCUGACAACAACUGCAUCUACGUGAACAAGAUCACCCACGAAGUCGAUGAGCUGACGCAGAUUGUCUCGGACGUGGUGCAUGACCCGACGCUGCCACGCACCGAGGACCACACCUGCCCAAAGUGUGGCCACCGUGAGGCUGUCUUCUUCCAGGCACAAUCCCGGAGAGCUGAGGAUGAAAUGCGGCUGUAUUAUGUGUGCACAAACACAAACUGCACUCACCGGUGGACUGAGUGAAACAACCUGAGAAGCUUGCCCAUCUUUUCAAAGCAGCGUGUCCUGCUGUUAGCUUUGUACAUAAGCAUCAUGAAAUAAAGUUUUUUUUUUUUUU